Vigna unguiculata (cowpea) is the source of this 4700-nucleotide messenger RNA. RefSeq lists its product as uncharacterized. NCBI's taxonomy places the organism in Eukaryota, Viridiplantae, Streptophyta, Magnoliopsida, Fabales, Fabaceae. The record is from RefSeq and is a predicted model, not a curated record. Gene Ontology annotation, molecular function: ADP binding.
UCAGACAUGAGUGUCCCUAAAGGUCAAGUCUUCGUCAACUGAUACUAAGUUUUUGCCUAUUGAUGAGUAAACCUUUCUCAAUAGUAGCCUCUCUCAAAGUCAUUUUGUUCAUUCUGCAACCUAAGCCUGGUAAAGGAGAAGAAACGUGCAACAAUUGUUCAGGGAAUUUUGGUUCAUUAGUAAUCUUAAUCCAAGGGAAAUGGCUGAAAUAGGUACAGCUGUGGUUUCAACAUUAAUAGAGCGUGUGGUGGAUGCAAUUAUAGGUCGUGCUCGAUGUUUAUUCUAUUUCAAAAAGUCUGUUGUUGAUCUUCGAAAAUCAAAGAGAGAGUUGGAGAAGUCAUUGCAGCACAUGAGAGAACGUGUUAAAGAAGCCACUACAAAUGCAGAGAAGAUUGUGCAACCAGUUGAAGAAUGGCUGAAAGAUGUGGAAAGGGUUCUGGAAGAUGUGCAGGGGCUGGAAGAAAGGGUGGAAGAAAGUGAAUGCUGUUUGAACAUGACAUUUAAGUAUUCUCUAGCAAAAGAGGUGAUAUGCAUGACGCUGCAAAUGAAUGUGGUGAACAACAAUAACAAAUUUGAGCCAUUUUCACACCCCAUUAAACUCUCAAGCAUGAAUUACUUCUUUCCCAAAGACUUUGUGGCAUUCGAUUCUAGGAAGCCAGUUUAUGAAGAGCUACUGCAGGCAAUCCAAGAUGAGAGGAGCAAUGUGAUUGGAGUAGUUGGUGUUGAAGGUUCAGGUAAAAGCACUUUAGCAAGAGUGGUGGGGAAGCAAGUAGAGGAAUCAAAGGUUUUUGACAAGGUGGUUAUGACAAUUGUGUCUCAAGAUGUAAAAUUGAGAGAUAUUCAAGGUCAAAUUGCUGAUCACUUGAGCUUUUCAUUGGUGGAAGAGACAGAACUUGGUAGGGCACUACGGUUAUCUCACAGGUUAAAAACUGAGAAGAUUCUCAUCAUCUUUGAUGGUGUAUGGCAGAAGCUGGAUUUGGAAGCUAUUGGCAUUCCAUUGAAUGAGAAUGACAAGAGAUGUUGUGUCCUCCUCACCACCCGCGACCAAGAAGUUUGCACCUCAAUGAACUGCCACACAAUGAUUGAACUCUCUGUGCUAGAUGAAGAUGAAGGUUGGGAUUUGUUCAAGCAGCGUGCACAAAUAGAUGAUGAUUCUCCAGAAGAAAUGAGAGAGGUGGCAAAGAGAGUUUUUGACAAAUGCGAAGGACUGCUAGUUGAUAUUCUGGCAGUGGCAAGAACAUUGAAGGGAAAGACUUUUACUAGUUGGGAAUUGGCAUUAUUUAGAGUAGAAACUUCUGAAUCAAUUGAUGUUCAAAAGGGCUUGAACAGUACCUAUGAAUGCAACGAAUUGGAGGAAAUAAUUUGCUUGGAUUGGAAGGAUGCAGGUCAACUUAGAUACCUGUAUGCUCCUUCCCAGCCAGUUUUUCCCAAACUGAAGAAAAUCUUAAUCAAAGGAUGCAUCAAAUUGACAAAAAUCUUCUUCCCAAGCAUGGUUUCAAGCCUCCCAGAGUUGAGAGAGCUGUCUGUACAAGAUUGCAAUGAAUUGGUGGAAAUUGUUUCUUCAGAGGAAGCUAGACAAUUGGCAAAUCUAUCUUUUCAAUCUCAACAAGUUUCUUUCCCCAAAUUGUGGGUGAUUGAGAUUGAAAGAUGCAACAAAUUGAAAUCAAUUUUCUUUGCAACCAUAGUUUCAAGCCUAUCAGAGUUGACACAGUUGUCUAUACGCAACUGCAACAACUUAGAGGUAAUCAUUUCUUCAGAUUCCGAGGAAACAAAGAAGCACAGGAAUGUAAAUGCUCCUUUCUCACAAUUUUUCCCCAAACUAGGGAGGAUUAGCAUUGAGAAUUGCAACAAAUUGAAAACAUUCUUCUCUGCUAUCACCGUUACAAGUCUACCAAUGUUGCAACAGCUAAUUGUAAAGGACUGCAACACAUGGGAGGAAAUAAUUUCUCUAGAUUCAGAUCAAGCAGGACAGUUUAGAAACCUAUAUACUCUUUACAAUCAAGAAGACUGUUUCCCUAAACUUGGAAGCGUCCAGAUUGAAAGAUGCAACUCGUUGAAAACAAUCUUCAGCAUGGAAUUUGUUUCAACCCUUCCAGAGUUGCUUGAGUUGACUGUAAAGGAUUGUGAUGAAUGGGUGAAAAUAAUGUCCUUAGGUUUAAAGCAAGCAAAACAAGCUGGAAACCUAUCUGCUCAUUCCAAACAAAUUUGUUUCACCAAACUGCAGAAAAUUGAAAUUGAAAGUUGCAAAAGGCUUAGAACAGUUUUCUUUACAAACGUUGUUAGAAGCCUUCCGGAGUUGGAACAAAUAGUUGUAAAGAACUGUGAUGAGUGGGAGGGCAUAGUUUCUUCAGAUUCAGAGGAAGAAAGACAGUAUAGAUUCCUUUCUGCUUCUUCCCAAGAAGUUUGUUUUCCCAAAUUGAGGAAGAUUGAAAUUGAGAAGUGUAACAAAUUGAAAGCAAUCUUUUCUACAACCAUUGUCACAAGCCUACCGGAGUUGGAGCAACUGAUUGUAAAGGACUGCGAUGAAUUUGAGGAAAUAAUUUCUUUGGAUUCAGAUGAAGCUGGAGGACUUAAAAAUUCAUAUGCUCCUUCCCAACAAGUUUUCUUUCCAAAACUGGGAAGUAUUAGUAUCGAAAGAUGUUCCAAAAUUAAAAGAAUGUUUUACAUGGUUAUUGUUAGUAUCCUACCAAUGUUGGAACAAUUGGUUGUAAAGGAUUGCAAUGAAUGGGAGGAAAUAAUUUCCUUAGAUUCAGUUGAAGCAAGUGAACUUACAAAUGUUUCUGCUCCUUCCCAUCAUAUUUGUUUUCCUAGACUGAGAAAGAUUGAGAUUGAAGGCUGCAAUAGAUUGAAAGCAAUUUUCUCUUCAACCACAGUUACAAGACUGCCAAUGUUGGAGCAACUAUUUGUAAAGAACUGCAGUGGAUGUGAGGAUAUAAUUUCCUUGGAUUCAAAGGAAGCAAGCCAAUGCACAAACCAACUCGCCCCUUUCCAACAAGUUUGUUUCCCCAAACUGAUGAAGAUUGUUAUAGAAUGUUGCAACAAAUUGAAAGCAAUUUUUUUCACAACCUUAGUUACUAGACUGCCAAGGUUGGAGCAUCUGAGUAUCGACAACUGCAAUGAACUGGAGGAAAUAGUUUCUCUAGAUUCUGUGGAAAUAAGCCAACUAAGAAACCUGUGUGAUCCUUCCCAACAAAGUUUUUUCCCUGUGCUGCAGAGGAUAUUGAUCAACAGAUGCAACAAAUUGAAAAAAAUCUUCUCAGCAAAGAUUGUCACUACCCUUCCAGAGUUGGUGCAUGUAUGGAUUAACAAUUGCAAUGAAUGGGAAGAAAUAAUUUCUUCAGAUUCAGAGGAAUCAAGUAAGCAGGGAAACCUAUCAGCAGCUUCCCAACAAGUUUUUUUCCCUAAGCUGGAAUCACUUUAUAUUGAAAAAUGCAACAAAAUGAAAACAAUCUUUUGUGCAACGGUUGUUACUAGCCUACCCAAGCUACGACGUCUAAAUGUAAAGGGAUGCAACGAAUGGGAGACAAUAAUUUCUUUUGGUUCAAAGAAAGUAGGACAGAAUAAAAACUUCCUUAAUCCUUGCCAAAGCAAAUGUUUCCCUAAGCUACAAAGUAUUUGGGUUGAGGAAUGCAACAAAUUGAAAACAAUCUUCUUUCUAAGCAUCGUGUCCAGACUACCUAACUUGGAAUCCCUGUUUGUUGACAACUGCAACAAUUUGGAGGCUAUAAUUUCGCCAUAUUCAAUGGAAGCAACGCAAUCUAGAAACCUAUCAGGUCGUCCAAAUCAAGUUAGAUUCCCCAAACUUGGAAGUAUUGUGAUAAGGAGAUGCAGCAAAAUGAAAAACCUUUUCUCUACAAUCACUUUAUCAAGAUUUCCAAAGUUAAAACAACUGUUUGUACUGGACUGCAAUGAACUGGAGGAUAUAAUUUCUUCAGAAGCAAAACCACUGAGAAACCUGUCAACUUCUUCCCAACAAAUCUAUUUCCCCACACUACAAAAUAUCCAAAUCGAAAGAUGCAACAAAUUGAAGACAAUCUUCUCCUUCAUCAUUGUUAGAAGCCUGCCAGAGUUGGAAUGUGUGAGUGUAGAGGAUUGUAAUGAAUUGAAAGAAAUAUUCUUUUUCGGUUCAGAGGAAGAAGGACAAGUUGAAAAUAUAUCUGAUCCCUCCCAACAUGUUUGUCUUCCAAAAGUUCGAAGCAUUAAAAUCAAAACAUGCAACAAAUUGAAGUUUAUAUUCCCAUAUUCCGUGGCUUGUCAAUGCUCUUCACUGAAUUUACUAGAUGUAGAAUCUUGCCCUCAACUAGCGCAGAUUGUUAAAUUUGAACAUGAAGGUACAAGUGAAGAAGAAGGUUCAGGGGUGGCGAUUGAUGAUAAUCAUGCUAAGCAUUUAUUGUUUCCAAAUCUUAGUUCGCUAGAGCUCAAGAAGUUGCCAACUAUUACUGGGACUUUCCCAUGGUAUGAACCCCAAAACUGUCACUUGAUCAUACAAGAGUGCCCCAAGUAUUUGUGGUUCACUUAGUGUGCCUCAGCACACAGUGGCUAAGCAGGGAAGCUAGCUGGUGGUGUAGUUCCCAUGGCUGCUAGAACUCUUAAUCUCAAAGCCUCUUGGUGUCUCAGUUCCUUCGUACGUGUGGUUCUUUCCUCCACAUGCAGCUUAGCUCUGUUUUAUUUCAUUGCUUAAUUUAAGUGCUUGUUUAUUU